Molecule: messenger RNA, 3210 nt
Organism: Crotalus tigris (Tiger rattlesnake)
Lineage: Eukaryota; Metazoa; Chordata; Lepidosauria; Squamata; Viperidae
Product: protocadherin gamma-B5-like
Exons: 1
Coding region: 941-1651 (236 amino acids)
Biological process (GO): homophilic cell-cell adhesion
Cellular component (GO): plasma membrane
Molecular function (GO): calcium ion binding
Source: RefSeq, a predicted model, not a curated record
UAAUAUGGACUCUGAGUGUCAUUGUUGGACAGCAAGGGCGCUGCAUGGAUAAGUAUUGAAACAAACCGUUUCCAUAUUUCAGCUGAUGGACAAGGAGAUGCAGUAGAAAGCAUUAUGUUAAAAGCUGCUUCACAAAGGAUUCUGUUUUUAUGAUCCUACUGUAAAAUAUUGGGUUAGCUGGGGAAUUCUACGUGGAAAACAAAUUAGGAAGAAAAGAGGAAAAAAAAGAUGAGGAUGGAAGCAAAAUAUAAAACCAGAAUACAGGAACCAAAUUUGAGGCAAGUACUUUUUCUAUUAUUAUAUUCUUCGAUCAGCUGGGUGGUACCUGAGCAGGUUCAGAACCCACCUUCAGAGGAAACAGAAAAAAAAAUUCUUUGUGGGGAACCUUGCUAAAGAUUUAGGGUUGAAUGUUGAUCUGCUGUCAAAAGUGUGCUAUCUCUUCAGAAAAACAGUGUUUUAUUCUGGAUGAGCAAAAUGGUGAUCUAUGUGUGAAUGACAGAAUAGACCUGGAAAAGAUUUGUGGAAAAUUAUCUACUUGCAUCCUGAAACUAGAAGUUGUGGCACAUAAUCCUUUAAAUAUUUUCCCCAUAAAAGUUUUCAUCCUAGAUAUUAAUGAUACUGUCCCACAGUUCAAAGAAAAAAUAUAAAAUUCAAAAUGAGUGAGUCUCAUUUGCCAGGGAAAUGUUGAAGAUGAGGACAUUGGAAUCAACUCACUUCAAGAUUAUCAUUUGAGCUCAAUCCUGUAUUUCAAACUAGAAAGAGAGCAAUGAUGGUGGCAAAUAUGCAAAAUUGAUUUUGCAAAAGCCGCUGGACAGAGAAAAGGAGGACACACAUCACUUGAUUCUUAUAGCUUCAGAUAGAGGAUGUCCAGUGAAAACGGGGACAUCAAUGUUAUUGAUACAAAUUAUAAUUUCACUUUGAAGACAGAGAAAGCUAUGUGAUGAUAAUAUGGGCAAGUGAUGGAGGUGGACUAGUGGCACAUUGCAAUGUAGAGAUUGAAGUUCUUGAUGAGAAUGACAAUGCUCCGGAUGUAAUUAUUACAUCUCUGUCCAGCCCCAUUCUUGAAGAUAUUCUGCCUGGAGCAGUGAUCGCCCUCAUCAAAGUCCACAACAGAGAUUCUGGACUUAAUGGGGAAGUCACCUGUUACCUAAGGGAAAUUGUACCUUUCCAGGUGAUCUCAUCAUCAGAUAACUACUUCAAGCUCCUCGUAGAUGGUCCCCUUGACAGAGAAAAAACACCGGUGUAUAACUUAACAAUUACAGCCACAGACCAAGGCACACCUCCUCUUUCCACAGAUAAAACCAACUCAGUACCAAUCUCAGAUAUCAAUGAUAACCUUCCAGCAUUUGAAAAACCUUCCUAUGUCGCCUACAUUCCUGAGAACAACCCAUCUGGAACGUCUAUUUUCAAGGCCUUUGACCCAGAUCUGGAUCGUAAUGCCCAAAUCACCUAUUCCAUGCUUAACAGCAACGUUAAGAACCUGCCUCUCUCCUUCUACGUUUCCAUUAACUCUGAGACUGGAACUCUCUAUGCUCAACGAUCUUUUGACUAUGAGCAGCUCAGAGACUUCCAGCUGCAAGUGCAAGCUCAGGAUGGAGGCUCUCCAUCUCUCAAUAAUAGCGCCAUGAUCAAAGUGUGUGUACUAGAUUAGAAUGAUAAUACUCCCCAGAUCCUGUACCCUUCCCAGACAACUCAGGGUUCAUUGUUCUUUGAGGUGGUACCUCACUCAGCUGAUUUGGGUUACUUGGUGACAAAAGUCGUGGCUGUGGAUGCUGACUCUGGACACAAUGCCUGGCUCUCUUUUCACCUCCUGCAGGCCACAAAACCCUCACUCUUCAUCAUUGGCUCAAACAGGAGAGAUAAUAGUAAUACUAAUGAUAAUAAAGUUGGAAGGGAGCUUGGAGGUCAUCGAGUCCAACCCCCUGCUCAGGCAGGAACCCUACACCAUUUCGGACAAAUGGCUGUCCAGUCUCUUCUUAAAAACUUCCAGUGUUGGAGCAUUAGCCAUUAGAGACAUUACCAAGCAGAGGCUGGUCAUCAUGGAGAGGGAUAAUGGACAGCCACCUCUCUUGGCCACCACUAGCCUCAACCUGGUCUUUGCUCAGAACUUCCAGGAGGCUCUUCCUGAAAUGAAUAGGGAAAAUGAGUAGGGAAAAAUUAAACACCUUAGUUCUAAUUCUACUGACAAUAGUGGCACUCGGUGUACAUAACUGGCAUUGAUGUGUGAAAUUUUUCCCCAUGUUUUAAAAUCUAACUAAGCCUAUUUAGUUUUGUAGGACCCUGGGCGCAAAAUUAUAGUAGCUAACCUUACUGAAAAUAGAAGUGUAGCCAGUCGAUUUAAGAUCUCUUAAUUAGUAAAGCUUUAAAAUUACUUUAUCUGAUGGUAUAUUGUGCCAGCAAUAUUAAAAAUGAUUGACGGGAAUUAAAGAAGGAGAGAUCUCUUCUACUGUUCAUUCUUUCACCAUCCAUGUUCAAGGGAGAGAUUGUGCUUUUAUCUCUUUAUCUCUUUUCUAGGGCAUGGUUUAUAUUGGAAAAAAAAUCUGUCAGCUUUACAUUCCAAAACGUCUGCAAUUCUUAAUUUACUUUUAGUUAAACUGGAUUAGAUUUGAAUCAGAUUCUUGAAUUUGCAAUAUCAAAGUAAUGAAAAAAAACAGUUUUAUCUGAAAUAUUAGUGGUAUGUGGCACUACAAAGUUUGAGAGCCUCUUGUCUUAUUAAUGUUGUCACUCAUAAUUGAGAAAAAUCAGAUUUUUUAUAGAUGUAUUGGUAGAUUUAGAUUAUUAACUAUUUUGGUAUUUCUAAUUUUGAAAGGUUGACAUGACAAACUAUUAUCUGAUUUGGAUAAACUACUGACCAGAUGGAUGGGGAGAAUAAUAGUUUUAAACAAUAAUUAAGAGAACAUUACAGUUUGCUCAGUGAAGAGAGUAAUUUAUUUAGGCAGCAAGACUUUAUUUUUAAAGAUAAAGAAAAAACAUUUGGACAGGAUAUAUAAGAUCUCCUAUCUUGAGCAUCGGUCUGAACUACAGAACUUCCAAAGUCCCUUCCAGCUCUGUGAUUCUUAUGAUCUAAAACUUUUGAAUCUCAUAUUACACAGUGCUUUACUAUAUUUUAUUGGUUUCAGUAUCUUCAAAUAAGUAGCUGCAACAAAGGAACCAGAGAAACAAGGAGAAACAUUAAGAAGUUUGACUGAAUUUGAAAAUCUUAUAAUAUAC